CCGCCAUAUCCACACCGUGUCGCCAUCGACGCCCUUCUGACCCUUCCUGACGGCCAAGUGCCCCUCUGCUACGACGCAGGUGUCUGACAAGUCUCACAAACUUUUGUGCUCCGACAGCCCUGCACGCCUCCGACCGUUGAAACAAUGGCCGACGUCGCUGCUGUGUCGACACAGCUCCAGCAAUGGUCCUUCGCAAAGCCUGCCGCUACCCGCCCAGAGCGUUCCGACAGCACAGCAUCCUCCCCGGACCUGUCCCACCAUGAGCCCGAGGCCCUGCGGAUACCUGCUUCUGCCGUGCGCGCUGCCACGAGCAUCGCCGGACAAGAGAGUGCCACAUUCCAGGAGCGCUACCUCUCGUCCGAGGAGGACCUCUCACCCAUGGACGGCAACUCUAGCGACUCGGACGACUACGACUCCGAAGUUGAAAUCCACGAAGCCACGGCCACGCCAGCCACGCCGAGCUUCUUCCGCGCACGCACAAUGUCAAUCUCGCGCCGGGAUAACGUCAAGAGCGGCGACAUGGCCGUUACCGUCUCGUAUGUGUCGGCUGGGCGACCCAAGAUGAUCCAACUCGCACAGUCACCCGUCUGCGAACCACCCAUCCGCUCCGCUUCGCUCGCACAGUUGCCCAUUGCGGCAAUCAACAAGCUGCGGCAGCAAGACAACCGGACACGCUCGCUAAUCGUAAACCCCAUAAUUCGGCCCAGUUCGCCCGCACUGAGCAUAGAUUCCCGAACGCCGUCCACGGGAAGCAGGCCAUACGCACAUAGCAACAAGAGUGCCAUGCUUCUCUCCGAUUCCGGUUCGCAAUCCUCGCUGCAAAGCGGCGACAGCACACCUCGGAGCUCAUCGCCCUCGGUGAGCGAAAAAUCAACUACCUCAAACCGACCAGUAAGCGCCGCAGGCUCGAGCUUCCAGCCACGCUCGUCGCUUUACGUCGUGUCGAGCGCGCGAAGCAACACCAGCAGCAACCUCCGAUCGCCGUUCCCGCCGCUGGCCCAACAGCCACCGGCACCUCACGCGUUCCUCUCCUCGGAUCCCUACGAAAACUCCACCACGAGUGCGGCCUCUCCGAUCAUCAAGCAGUCGCCGCACAAGCGCCUGCGCUCCAUCAGCCAGAGGCUCUCGCUCGCGCGCAUUGCAAUCGCGCCCUCGAAGAAGUACGACUCGAGAGCCAAUGGUAACCGGACAGGGAACAUGCCUCCUACGCCCUCAACGCCAUUCACGCCAUUGACACCUCAGACAGCCCCACUGCCUACGUCAACCGGCAUGAACAAGCUGCGCAGAAACUCGCGCAUGCUGUCGUCGCGGCCUGGCACCGCGCGGGUUCCCUCACCAGAUAUCCCGCCUAUGCCUGUGCGCUCCGUCACGAGCUCCAGCUUCUCGCCUCAAAAGUCUGCAAGGAGUAGCAAGAUGAUUGCGCGGGGUGCAAACGAGCGCGAGCCCACCCUCGAGCUGCCGCCGUGUCCGGUUGACGAUGCCGGCAUGGGCAGCCUGAAGACGCGCCGCGUGCGCAAGCGCAAGAGCCUCAUGGACCUGCUCUAAGCCCCAGCCACCACCGCGCACCACCCACGAGCCAAUCCAGUCGAGAGCUCUGGAACAUCGAGCCGGCCUCCACCCUCGCGAACGGCGGUUGCGCAAUGCAAUCUAUCGCAUUGCAGUGCAGA
Messenger RNA from Paraphaeosphaeria sporulosa, 1667 nucleotides. RefSeq lists its product as uncharacterized. The transcript is spliced from 2 exons. The coding region runs from base 145 to 1545 and encodes 466 amino acids. The record is from RefSeq and is a predicted model, not a curated record. Lineage: Eukaryota; Fungi; Ascomycota; Dothideomycetes; Pleosporales; Didymosphaeriaceae.